Messenger RNA from Penicillium verhagenii, 1248 nucleotides. RefSeq lists its product as uncharacterized. The transcript is spliced from 2 exons. The record is from RefSeq and is a predicted model, not a curated record. Gene Ontology annotation, biological process: pyrimidine nucleotide import into mitochondrion. Lineage: Eukaryota; Fungi; Ascomycota; Eurotiomycetes; Eurotiales; Aspergillaceae. Gene Ontology annotation, molecular function: pyrimidine nucleotide transmembrane transporter activity. The coding region runs from base 1 to 1248 and encodes 415 amino acids. Gene Ontology annotation, cellular component: mitochondrion.
AUGCGCCCCGAUGAUAAGAGCAGCUCCGGAGCUGCCAGCCCUCCAUCCGAGCUGAAGCAUACCUCCAAUGUUGAUAGCGCUGCCACUCCCUCCGCCCAUGUGAACGUCACCGGUACAUCGUCAACCUCCGAGCUCAUCAAACGCUUAGAGAUUUUAUCCACCCGCGUCCCCAACUUCUGGGUUGCUCCUUUUUGUGGUGGUGCGGCAGGUGUGGCCUCUGGGAUUGUGACCUGCCCCCUCGAUGUGAUCAAGACCAAGUUGCAGGCCCAGGGUGGCUUUGCCCGGCGGAACGGGCCUGCCAUGGAAACUAAAAAACUGUAUCGGGGCAUGCUUGGUACCGGAAAGGUGAUUAUACGAGAAGAUGGAAUUCGUGGUCUUUACCAGGGACUUGGCCCUAUGCUCAUGGGAUACCUUCCGACAUGGGCGGUCUAUUUAGCUGUUUAUGACCGAACUCGUGAAUAUUUCUAUGAACAAACAGAUAACUGGUGGUUAUCCCGCGGAUAUGCUUCGAUAACCGCUGGUGCAUGUUCGACGAUCGUUACAAAUCCCAUCUGGGUCAUCAAGACAAGGCUCAUGUCACAGAGUCUCAAACAAAACCACGAAGGAGCACGAGCUCCAUGGCAGUACUCGGGUACAUGGGAUGCUGCUCGCAAGAUGUAUCAAGUCGAAGGCAUUCGGUCUUUCUAUUCUGGCCUGACACCCGCCCUCUUAGGACUUACCCAUGUGGCUAUUCAGUUUCCUCUUUACGAGUAUUUGAAGAUGGGGUUUACUGGAUAUGGAAUUGGAGAGCAUCCCGAUACAGGGAGCUCUCACUGGGUGGGUAUUUCGCUCGCUACGUUUCUCAGCAAAGUCUGUGCAAGCACCAUUACCUAUCCCCACGAGGUUUUACGAACCCGACUGCAAACUCAGCAACGCAUGGUCCCAGCCCCAUCUCAUGAAGAAAUUGCCUUCCGCGGUGGACUAAAGCACCCUCACGAUCGUGGUCGACCCCUGGCAUCUUCCUCGGACGGGAUGCCUCUCAGACCCCGUUACUCGGGAAUGAUCCGCACAUGUCAGACCAUCCUCAAGGAAGAAGGCUGGCGUGCGUUCUAUUCCGGCAUUGGCGUCAACCUUUUCCGAGCUGUUCCGGCUGCCAUGACGACAAUGCUCACCUACGAGUAUCUCCGAAUGGUUAUCCACAACUUCCAACACGAGGGUGAAAUGAAGCUAGCCUUGGCAAAAGAGACCGAUGCGUCUAGCAUGAUUUGA